GUAAGUGACGUGAGGCGGCGGUGCGGCCUGGGGAUUGCUGUCCGAACGCGAGCUGGUAUGUCGGCUUUGACGCGUCUAGCGCCUUUAGCGCGCGUUGGAGGCCACUUCUUCAGGGGCCGCCGCGUGCGGGCGGCUGGAGGCGCUGGAGUCCGUCAUGCUGGUGGAGGUGUGCAUAUCCAGCCCCAGUACAGACAGUUUCCCCAGCUGACCAGAUCCCAGGUGAUCAAGGCAGAGUUCUUCAGUGCAACCAUGUGGUUCUGGAUUCUCUGGCGCUUUUGGCAUGACUCAGAUGCCGUGCUGGGUCACUUUCCAUAUCCAGAUCCUUCCCAGUGGACGGAUGAAGAAUUAGGUAUCCUUCCUGAUGAUGAAGACUGAAAAUGUAGACUCAACUCUUUCCAAGAGCCAGGUGAGAAUUUCAAGAAGUUACAGACACCAUAUUGUAUAUUAAGUUGUAAAUUAAAGUUCUGGUCAAGAAUGAGGAACUGAGUUAUGGAUGUUUCUGAUCAUGACAACCACCGUUUAUGGAUUAUUUCCUGUGCUCCCAACUGCUGUGCUAACUGGUUAUAGCCCUUUUGGUGGGUCUUCUUGGGUACCCCGUGGCGUUGAUAGAUAAGCCUCAGUGCCAUUUAUCAGUGAAGACAUCGAGGUUCAAGGAGCUGAAGUAACUUGCUUAGGGUCACACACUGAUGAUUGACGACAUUAGGUCUGACCCCACGCUUACCUACAGUGCCCUGCUGCCUGCCUGCUUGGCAGAUGUCUUAGUCGUAUGUACGCUGACAGUUUAUGUGAAACUCUUGCCAUUUCUCUACUGCUAGUGUAUUCUUGCCCAAGUAUACAGAGGUUAGAAGUCGGUGUGGUCCAUCUGUUGUGUUUAUGUAUCUCUCGUGGGCUGGGCAUUGUGUUGAGUCACCAUUUGUGGAACUCUUAAGGCACACGUCUAACUAGGAAUUCUUAGGGGCCAGAGGAGUGCGAGAUAAGGGUGAAAUAGGAUGAUGCCGUUUUUCAAAAAUUUGUUUCAAAGCACUUUUCAACCUUCUGUAGCAUCACAAUUCUGAGAGGAGGUAGGACAGAAUUUUCUUCUAUCUACCGAUAAAAAUAUGCAGUAGAGUGGCUUAAUGACUUGCCCAGAAGCAUAACUAUUCAUAUUUUUAAUUUAGGUUUUGGCUACCUAGGUGUUGGGAAUACCAUGCUAAACAAGACAGAUGAGAACGUAGAUUUUAGGAAGGGCAGACAAGUAGUUAAGUGAGAUUUACUCAUUGCUGUGAAGGAAAUAACAUUGGGUGCUGGAGAUGGUUGAUGCUGAUCUUUUCGGUGGGCGGGGAAGACAUCUGAGCUGAAACCUGAACAAGUAGCAGGAACCAGUUGUGCGGGGUCUGAAGGAAGAGUGCCCCAGGGACAAGGAGUAGCGAGAGGGAGGAGAGGGUGGGACUAGAUGAGAUUAAUAGGUCAUGACUGCAGGUUUAGAUUUUAUGUUAAGUGCAGCGAGAAAGCUUCUGACAGGCUCUAGGCAGGGGGUGGUCCAAUUCGAGUUCCUAGUUCUUAGGUUUUUCACCCCCCACUUUGGUUCUCCCCAGGUGUCAGAGUGGGCAUAAUGGCAGCAAACGCUAAGUGGAACAGUUUCACCCUCCCCCCGCCAGCUCCAGCAGUCCUGAGCCUGUUGCACAGGGUGUCUGAGGCUCCCCCUGGCUUUGUGUUUACUCACCUGAUAAAUAUUUAUGGUCUUUAAACGACCAGUGGA
Messenger RNA from Mesoplodon densirostris (Blainville's beaked whale), 1738 nucleotides. It is a transcript of the gene NDUFB2, whose product is annotated as NADH:ubiquinone oxidoreductase subunit B2. Bases 58 to 375 code for a protein of 105 amino acids. The transcript is spliced from 4 exons. Lineage: Eukaryota; Metazoa; Chordata; Mammalia; Artiodactyla; Ziphiidae. The record is from RefSeq and is a predicted model, not a curated record. Gene Ontology annotation, cellular component: mitochondrial inner membrane.